AUGGCGGACGCGCUGUACAACGACUACAAGAACAACUGCCAGGAGUACAUCAAGACGGUGUCCUACACGGAGAAGAUCCUCCAGGACAACAGCUCAGAUAAGCACAAGCUGCUGAACAUCUACGAGAAGGCCAUCAAAAGUGCAGAAAACAUGUUCAAGAGGAUGCAGCUGGAAGUGGAGGCUAAUUCACUCAUAGGGAACAAAGACGCCGAUCUUAACGACCUGCACAGAGAAAUAACGGAGUAUAAAGGAAAGUUAAAUCUACUUAAGCAAAGCUUCCUCGCCAAAGAGAGGGAAAAAAACGAAAUGAGCAACAGCUAUGAUGAUCGAGUGCUCCUACUGAGCGAUGUAGAUCUGCUCGAGCAGGGAGACAUUUACAUUAACCAGUCGAAAAUUCUAUUAACAAAUUCAGAGCACAUCAGUAAUGACGUUCUGCAAAAUCUUAGCAGACAGAGAGACUGCAUAAAAAAGGGACUAUACAAUAUGCCUUUUAUUACCAACAAAUUAGACCAGGCAAAAUAUCUGAUGCAUUUGCUGAAGAAAAAACAACUCUUAAAUAAGUACCGACUGUACAUUAUCUUCAUUUUGAUAUUCUUAACAUUCGUGUUCGUCUCUGGAGUUAAGUAUAGGAGGUAUGUGAAGGGCCUAAAUCGGGAGCUUACGCAACCGGCCGGCAGUCCUCUUCACAAUUUUAUGGGCAACGCUAAGGAGGUCAAGGGAGACCAGACCCCCGCCAGUCCUCAGACAGUUGGCGCGGCGCAGCCAGACAACAACCAGAAGGGUAAACCGCAAAACGGGAAGGAAGCGAAUAUGAUUGUCUACGAUUUUAUCGAGAAGAAAAAAGACACCAUGGGGGGGAGCAGCACAGUAGGGGGGGGCGGCACCGCAGGGAGUGACGCGCAGGGCGGUAGUGCCAUUACGCGGCCCCCAAACGGGGAAGGCGGCAGUAGUAGCAUUGGCAGUAGUAGCAGCGGCAGUGGCAGUGGCAGCAGUGGGGACGAAUCCACCCGCAAGGAAAGACAGACGGAGAGUAGCCCCCCAGGGGGGCACGCAAAGCGACGCAGCAAGGGUGAUAAGAAGGAGGUGAACCAAAACGGACAUGCCGAAAAAGGUCAAACCGAAAAAGAUCAAAUGGAAAAGGAAGAGCCACACCGGAGUGAACCCCUCCGUGAGGGAAGCAAAGUAGGGCCGAAUUAA
Molecule: messenger RNA, 1197 nt
Organism: Plasmodium vivax (malaria parasite P. vivax)
Lineage: Eukaryota; Apicomplexa; Aconoidasida; Haemosporida; Plasmodiidae
Exons: 1
Coding region: 1-1197 (398 amino acids)
Biological process (GO): intracellular protein transport
Cellular component (GO): membrane
Source: RefSeq, a predicted model, not a curated record